Trichoderma asperellum CBS 433.97 is the source of this 754-nucleotide messenger RNA. Lineage: Eukaryota; Fungi; Ascomycota; Sordariomycetes; Hypocreales; Hypocreaceae. The record is from RefSeq and is a predicted model, not a curated record.
CCCAUGUCCUGGUCAUUUUUUUUUUUUUUUGGCCCUCCACAAAGCUUUGAUCUGUGAGUGUCCGUGAUUCAUACCUCGGCGGCAUGUACCGACUGCCGUUAGCAAGGCAGCCUCCUUUAGAUAUUAGAUUACGGUACCAGCACUAGCCCUACUAAGGCAAUGGAUGAAUGGAAACGCCAGUCUGGGUGGCAGGCGCAUCCAAGUAUUACUAGUCCCCAAGUCCCACCUUCGUCCGCCUCUCUUCCUCUCACGGUUGCUGCAUCUCCAGGGAACCUCAAUCUUCCUCGGGAUAAUGGAAUCUUGAGAGGAAGCGCAAAUUGCCUUACGCAGUCCUUUUUUUGCCUUUUUCUUCUUUGCCACUGUGCUCUCUUUUGCUUCAUCGCAAUCGCACCACGCUCUCUUCCCAUCUAUAGCCAAGCAUCGUCAGCCUGUUGUUUGUAUAAUUGCCGUAUAUCCCGUCGACGUCUUACAUUCUUGCAGUCCAUUGUACCGAAUUCUGUUCCGUCAAUCGCUCAGAACGUCUGCGAGUCCCCCUUUGUGCAGUUCCCAUCAAAGACCUACACAGCGCCAGCCAUUGACGAGUGUUACAAAACAUUGCUUCCAACACUCAUUUCCACUUUUCUCUUUCUUCCUCGCCCGUCUCUGAAACAGUCAUUUCUCCACAACUGACAUUCUCACAAUCGCCGACAUUUCAUGGGUCCACCGAGCGUCGUCACAAACAACUCCAGCUUCCCACUCACGUACACACUUACAC